Ceutorhynchus assimilis (cabbage seed weevil) is the source of this 1137-nucleotide messenger RNA. The record is from the annotation of a GenBank genome assembly. Lineage: Eukaryota; Metazoa; Arthropoda; Insecta; Coleoptera; Curculionidae.
AUGUUUUCGGUUGAUAGAGGUUUCAUAAAAGCAGAUUCUGGUAAUUUACCAGAAGUAGAUAUGUUUAUGGUUUUUGAUUAUUUCAAUAAACAUAAAGACUUUAUAAGUGCAGAAAUGAGGGGGAUAAAGUUGCUUAGGUCUGGCAGACAAAGCUAUGGUGAUAACGCUAUUGGAUAUGUACAACUCAAACAACAAGCAGCGCUUUGUGAAUUAAAAGCUAAAAUCACCCCAGAACACAAAAUAAAAUCGAAAAAUUAUACUGUGCUCUGUGUUAUUAAUACUGAAGAAAAGGAAGUUGUUAAUACAAAAUGUCAGGAUUGUGCUGCGUCUGAAGGAGGGUCUACUUAUGAUGACUCGGUGUUGCUAGAAUAUAUUAGUGAAGCCAAAAAGCAAAAGGUAGAAAAUAGUUUAAUGCGAUAUCAUAGCACUGACAAAUAUUCCAAUCUUUCAAUCCAUAACCUUGCUAUUGCCUUUAAAAAUUCUGCACCACAAGGAAAAAAUUCAAAACUUUUUAUAGAAUUUUGUAAAACCAAAAUGAAAGCUGAAUUAAUUUUGGAGGUAGAAAGAGAUACCAGAAAACACAGUGAUAGUAUCAUUUGGCAGGAAAUGAGGUAUGGACGGAUUACUGCAUCAAAAGCUCAUAGUGUUACCAGAUGUAAAACUGUGGAUGGAUGCUUAGUAGAAAGUAUUUUAGGAGCAAAAUUGAUUCAAACUAAAGCAAUGAAGAGGGGACUAUAUCUAGAAAAUGAUAUAUUGAAAUUAUUAGAAAAACAAACUGGACAAAGGUUCUUUAAAGCGGGAAUAUUCCUUUCCCAACAAAAUCCAUUGAUAGGUGCCUCUCCAGAUGCUAUCAACAAAGAAUUUGUAGUUGAAAUUAAAAGUCCAACUACCGAAAAAUCAUGCCUAAAUUACAUAGAUUCAGAUGGAAAUAUUAAAGAAAAAUGCUUGUAUCAAAUUCAAAUACAAAUGUAUCUCAGUAAAAAAAUGCAUGGAAUUUUUGUUAUGUCGCAUCCCGAUUUUGAAAAAUCAAAAAAAAUUACAAUAAAAUAUUGCGAUUUUGAUGAGGAACUUGUUAAAUCAGUAAUAAAACAACUUGAUGAAUUUUGGCUGGACAACAUUUUUAAUAAAAUUAUGUGA